This is a messenger RNA of Lepisosteus oculatus (spotted gar), 3871 nucleotides long. It is a transcript of the gene mamdc2a, whose product is annotated as MAM domain containing 2a. The record is from RefSeq and is a predicted model, not a curated record. Lineage: Eukaryota; Metazoa; Chordata; Actinopteri; Semionotiformes; Lepisosteidae. Gene Ontology annotation, cellular component: membrane.
GGUGUAUCCUUCAGAGUUUGGUAUGUAUUGCAAAACCCUCCCUCCCUCUCAGUGCUCUGCAGCAUGCCAAAUGCACUCUCACAGCUGAGAUUAAACCAUGCUAAUGUGAUAACUGGGGGAAAAUUUGAUUUUCUCUCAACACUCCGGACAAGGCUCUCAGUUGCUCCUCAAGAUUAUUUCGGAUGUGUCCUGCACAUGCAUGCUGUGUUUUUUUCUGCUUUGAUUUCUUCAAAAACAGAGAACAAUAACUGCUUUUGCUCCUGCUUUUGAAAACCAGCUGAGCAAUGUUUCCAUAUUAUUUCUUGACUCUACAAGUUUUGCUGUCAGUCCAUGCACAGCAACAGCUACCAGGAUCCUGCACUUUUGAGCACAGCACUUGUGGUUAUAAAUCAGACCCUGCAAACUUGAAAUGGGUUCUUAAUGAAGAAGGGCGCUUCAUCUCUGCGGACUUGGCCUUUGCAGCAGGAGUUGAGAAGGCUGUACUUAUAAGCCCUGACCUGGAACUGCUUCAGUGGAGCUGCCUGAGGCUCGUCUACCAGAUCUCUGGCUCGGGCUCCUUGGAGAUGCACCUGAGGCCGGAAGGAGAGAGCUUUGACUACCUGCUGUGGUCAGCAAACCAGCCCUCUGACAGCUGGCUCAUCGCCAGUGUGGACCUCAGGAACAGCUCGAGCUCACAAAAGAUUUUAAUUGAAGGCAGACCUGGGAAAGAGACAGGCAACAGUGUUGCCAUCUUUGAAAUACACAUUGUGCCUGGAUACUGUAUUGAGUGUAACUUUGAAGAACACCAUCUCUGUGGCUAUAUAAAUAUCUGGAACCCCAAUGUGAAUUGGUACGUAGGUGGGAGUGUUGCAAGGGAUUCCGAGUCCAAUCUGCCUGACGACCACACAAUGAGCAACCAAAGAGGUCACUACAUGUAUGUGGAUUCGGUUUAUGCCAAGAACUUCCAAGAAGUAGCUCAGCUUAUGUCACCCAUAAUGACCACACCUAUGUCAGGCUGCUUGUCCUUCUACUACCAGCUGGAUCAAGAGAAAGGCAAUAUUUUCUCUGUGUUCACAAGAGACAAACUGGGUCAUUAUGAGGAAAUCUGGAGACCUGAUAUUUAUACCAAGUCAGUUUGGAAGUUAGUACAAGUGGACAUUAAAGCACCUCAUCCAUUGGAGGUUGUUUUUGAAGUCGCCUUCAACAGCGCCAGGGGAGGAUAUGUAGCUCUUGAUGACAUUUCUUUCUCCCCUGAAUUCUGCAGCACUGAGACAGAACCUUUCUUUGAUCCUUCGAUUGCCAGCUGUAACUUUGAAGAAAGUUUUUGUCGGUACCACCAGGAGCACAUGGAAGGCUCUGUAUGGAACAGAGUUUCAGUACGGCCUAAUAUCUACAGGAUAGGAGAUCAUACAACAGGCUCAGGAUCGUUCUUAAUGGCCAACACCAGAUAUACAUCACGACCCGGCUACGUGGGGCGGCUGUACGGACCCUUCCUGCCAGGAAACCUGAAGUACUGUCUGAGGUUUUUCUAUGCGUUGCAUGGCUUCAUGAAAGUAGACAAUGUCCUGGCUGUGUACAUCUAUGACGAGAACAAUAUCGCCCAGGAGAAAGUCUGGACAGUGUCUGAAGGUUCGAGAAGUGUCUGGACUGAGGUUGAGGUCACCUUCCAAAAGCCGAUGCCAACUAAGGUGGUUUUUGUCAGCAUAUGUAAGAAUUUCUGGGACUGUGGAUUGCUGGCACUUGAUGACGUCACUGUGAGUCUUGGAGACUGCAGAGUUUCAGCAGAGUUGUUCCCUAUGGCUCCCGGACAAUGUAAUUUCGAGGUGGAUGACUGUGGAUACACACAGGACAGUAACGACAGAGGAAACUGGUUUCGAUUGAGAGGACAGACGCCUACAUCCUACACUGGACCUAAAGGAGAUCACACCUCAGGGGUAGGAUACUACAUGUACAUUGAAGCUUCCCACAUGGUUCCUGGGCACCACGCCCGUCUCUUGUCAAAGGAGCUGCGCGGCUUUCUUAAUCGGCAGUGCCUGGUGUUUUAUUACCACAUGUAUGGGUCAGGCACCGGCCUGCUGAGUGUGUACUUGAAGAAGGCUUGGGAGAGAGGAGAGACGCUCCUCUGGAGGAGGAGAGGCGAGCAGAGCAUCUCUUGGAUGAAGGGAAUGGUGGAAUACGAGUGUGAUCACAAUCACCAGAUUGUUUUUGAAGCAAUCCGGGGAAUAUCAAUAAGAAGCGAUAUUGCUAUUGAUGACAUUGGUUUUCAAAAAGGACCGUGCAAAGAAUUGGAAGAAACAACAGUUGCUUAUUCUGGAUUCUCAGAAAACUUCAAUGAUAUUGAUUACUGAAUGUUCCAUGGACUUGGAGGAUGAAGGGACAGUACAUACAGUACAUUUAAACCUAAGUGAUUAAUGUGUUUGAAACUACUACACAAAUACAGCCUCACAGAGAGAGAUGCACAUCUCCUCUUUAUGUAAUAUGGAAUUUCCACAGUCUAUGCAGUAUACCCUAGUCCAGAUGUUUAAAAAGUAACUUGCACCUAGCGCCCGCCUUAAAACUUAAAAAAACACCACUUCUUUCUAAUGACCCAUGCAUUAGCAUUGGAGCAGUCAUGUUUUCACCACAUAAUAAAAUAAUUACACUUUAAUGCUUUUGACCCAAACGUCUCUCCUAGACUGGAGUGUAGAACUGUAGUGUUUUAUCUGCACGUCAGACUGAAACCAUCUGUUGACUAAAACAAAUAAAUUGAAGCAACGUAAUGGAAACAAAUGAAAAUGAGCCUGUAGAUUAACGACAUGUGCCAUGUUCAGAAUCUUUUGUGAGGAAACGUGGCAUCAGCUUCCCUCUUCACCCUUUCGUGCCUGAAUUACCCCUAAAUAAAAAGCUAGAUGGGGCAUUCUGCUCUGCCCCCAGUUAAGGGAACAGAGUGCAAGCUUAUUGAUUACCUUCAGUGUUUUUCAGCUUUCCAUGUUGCCAGUACAGUACAAAAUACAUUUGUAUAUAACGGCUGCAUGAUAACAGAAAAUAGGAACCAGCAGACGAAAAGAAAAAUAAUUGUGUGAUUUUAGGAUGAACAAUACAUUUAUGCACUGACCCGGGAGAAUUUUUGUAUGUAAAGAGUUUUUAUUGCGUAUGUACAGUUUUUCUUUCCUUUGUAUUGUUACCUUCAGACACCUCACUGCCACCGGGGAGGAUGUGGUCUAGCUGUCAGAGGUUUACCCAUAUGCUAGAUAAAUUCUGUUCCAGGUGCUGUAGUGAGUAGAGCAAUUCUAAUAGCAACAGUAGAGCUGCACUGCAUACAGAUACCUCUGGCUCCUUUUCUCCCAGCUGUAUUCUACUAUGACCUGAAUUCAUUCAAAGAGGGUUACGCUUUUAACUUGUGCCUCUCAUGUCCUUCAUGAAAGUACAGUCCAAAGGUUUCUACAGUAUGUCAAUGAUAGAUUAGUGCAGUAUCCAGUGAUACAGUUUUGUCAGGCAAGAAAAUGGAACAAAAUAAUUCAUAACUAGGAUAAAUUGUGUUGGGAUGUCGAAUCUCAGAGUGGACCUAGACAGAGGUGAAACACACCAAGUCAUUGUUGGUCAGUUUAUAAGAAUUAGACACAACAGAACUGUGCAACAUAAAAUAAAACCUCUUUGAAUUGAAGGACAGUAUCUAUCGAUCAAGAAAAUGUAAAGGAAAAAAUCUGGAAACAGCCCUGAUUUUCAAAAUUGUAGGUUUAAAGGUCUGAAUCGGUGGGAACGAAAGAGUGAAUUAUGGACCUUGCUGGUGUAAGUCACAGAAGUAAAAAUGCAAUCACUGUGCAAAUGUACUUCUUUUCUUCUAUCUAUCACCAGCAAGCUUGCUGCAGCACUGCCUUGGUUUCUACAAUUAAAUGAGUGAUUUUGUGUGUGA